Messenger RNA from Geodia barretti, 792 nucleotides. The record is from the annotation of a GenBank genome assembly. NCBI's taxonomy places the organism in Eukaryota, Metazoa, Porifera, Demospongiae, Tetractinellida, Geodiidae.
AUGUUCCGAGACGUAAUGGCGACGAGCCUGCGGCAAGUCGGCCGCACGGGCGGCACGCAGAGCCUACCCAACAUCUCCAGCAGCGCCCCUGUCCCAGAGAUUCAAGUAUCCUCCGAGGAGAGCUUGACUUUUAGCAGAAAGUCGUCGACAGAGUCCAGAGAAUUCUGGGAAGAAACGACGCAGCUUUUGCAGGAGUUGAGCAUUCUGCGAGAGGACGUGGCAGAAAUAGCCUGCCCCUGUCGCAAACCUGGUUGUCCCUUCAGGCACGACGCCGGUAGGACCAGACCGCGCGCCGGCGGGGCCAUGACCAAGCGACGGGGCACGCAGCACAUGAUCGAGACCCGGCCGUCAAACUCUGAUAGGGACAGUCUGUCGCGAAAGAACGUGGUCUCGUACCUCGCCAGCAUCCAGCAGCAGCAACAGCGUCAGAGACACGGUCCGCAGAAAGCCGUCCAGUUCAGACAAGACGACUGUCUCGUAACGGAGGAGCCUCUGGCUGGGCUCAUAGGCGAAGAAUACUUCAUCAGGAGUGCUCCUUCGAGAAAGGCUCGGAGGAGGCACAGCUGUAUAAGAGUCUCUAACAGUUACCCAACCACCAUGAACAGUCUGGCAGUGCCUAACUUCCUUGAUCUCCCAUACGAGAGAUGGUGCUCCCUCCCAAACGGAAUGGACUGUCAUCUGGGGAGCAGUCUCGACAGCCUCGAUUGUGAGAAACUACAGGACGUUCAGAAAUCGUUUCUCCUGAGAAGACAGAGAGUCCACCAGUCCAGUAUUGAACUGGACAGAUGGUGA